This is a messenger RNA of Paramacrobiotus metropolitanus, 423 nucleotides long. RefSeq names its product rho GTPase-activating protein gacII-like. The record is from RefSeq and is a predicted model, not a curated record. NCBI's taxonomy places the organism in Eukaryota, Metazoa, Tardigrada, Eutardigrada, Parachela, Macrobiotidae. The coding region runs from base 1 to 423 and encodes 140 amino acids. The transcript is spliced from 2 exons.
AUGAAGGUGUACCUGGCUCUCUUGGCUCUUGCCCUUUGCGUUUUAUACGCUGCGCGCUACGCUCGUCAAGCCAAACCCGCCGACGACGAGGACGCCGGUGAGGACGAGCCGGACGACGCGGCCGCCUCCAAGCCGGCCUCCGCCAAGGGCUCCGCGUCCGCCUCGGGAUCGGCCUCCUCUUCCGGGUCAUCCAGCAGUUCUUCGUCGUCGUCCUCCGGUGGCGAUGAUGACAGCGCCUCCGGCUACGGACCCAAACCCACCAAACCGACCACCACAACAACGACCACAACGACGACCACCACCACGACGCAGAAGCCGUCCACGAAACGACCCCGCCCCGGCUACGAGCUGAUCAACACCGGUGUCACGGAGGCCAUCUUCCGGCCCAAGCCGCGCGGCCGCACCGCCUUCGACCGGAAGUGA